AUGGAGCGCCUAUCUCUAAACGAAAGCCCUGCCCCGGCCUCUCGCACCCCGCAGCAAAACCAACAAUUCACCCAGAAUGCCCUCGGCCCAGCAGGCCCCCAGCCAACAGGCGGCCCGCCGCAAUUACCCCCGCAGAUGUUCACGACCGCCGCACAGCUGCUCGAUCUAACAGAUAAGAAACUUGUACUCAUCCUUCGCGACGGCCGCAAACUUAUCGGCGUUCUCAGAAGCUGGGACCAGUUCGCGAACCUUGUUUUCCAGGAUACUAUAGAGCGCGUCUACGCCGGACAGCUGUACGCCGAUGUCUCACGUGGCAUAUUCAUUGUUCGUGGAGAGAACGUGCUCCUGCUAGGCGAAGUGGACCUUGACCGCGAAGACGAUAUCCCGCCCACACUGACCAGAGCCCCAUUCGAAGAAGUCUUCGAGCUGAAGAAGAAAGAGGACGCAAAGAGGAAAACAGGCGACAAGAAGCGCUACGACGAACUCCAAGCGCUCGGUUUCGAGCCCGAGCACAGCGGGGAGAUUCUGUUCUAA
Messenger RNA from Penicillium roqueforti, 534 nucleotides. Its product is annotated as U6 snRNA-associated Sm-like protein LSm1. The coding region runs from base 1 to 534 and encodes 177 amino acids. Lineage: Eukaryota; Fungi; Ascomycota; Eurotiomycetes; Eurotiales; Aspergillaceae. Gene Ontology annotation, biological process: deadenylation-dependent decapping of nuclear-transcribed mRNA. Gene Ontology annotation, molecular function: RNA cap binding. Gene Ontology annotation, cellular component: P-body; Lsm1-7-Pat1 complex. The transcript has 4 exons. The record is from RefSeq and is a predicted model, not a curated record.